This is a messenger RNA of Tremella mesenterica DSM 1558, 788 nucleotides long. RefSeq lists its product as uncharacterized. The transcript is spliced from 4 exons. The record is from RefSeq and is a predicted model, not a curated record. NCBI's taxonomy places the organism in Eukaryota, Fungi, Basidiomycota, Tremellomycetes, Tremellales, Tremellaceae. The coding region runs from base 1 to 714 and encodes 237 amino acids.
AUGCCACUGUCCGACGAAGAAGACAGAGCUCAGGCUUUGUUAGCACUCAGCGUCGCUUUGCUCGAUUCCGCCCUCGAUCUCUUCAUGCAGCAUAGUAUAUCAGAUGCUCAGCUCAAUCAGCCAUCCGUGUUGAUGCCUGGCGGGACGGUCGGCAAACACCUUCGUCAUGUGAUCGAGACCUUUCAAGCAUUCCUCCUCCCAUUGAUACACCCCGAGAGUCAUGCUCAAUCGUCGGAGAUCAAUUACGACACCACCCUUCCGUCUUCGCGCAAAACUUUAGCUCGUUCGGCGGACGCUUGUCAGGCGGCUCUGAGGGCGGUCAGGGAUGACCUUGAAGCAUGGGGGAGAAGCAGUGAUAAUCUGGGCCAAGUAGGGGAUAGUGAGCACGGGAUCCCCGGCGUUGGAGUGGCCGGUGAAACAAAUGUUAGCGGGCUAGCGGCACAAAUGCAGAGGGAGGUCAGAUUGAUUGCUCUGACACCGACAAGGCAAGAAAUAAAGUCCACGUUUGGACGAGAGCUCUGGUUUUGCGCUCUACAUGCUAUCCACCAUUUCAGUAUGCUUCGUACCAUCGCAGUACACGAGUUGAGCAUGGAUCUGCCUCUGGAAUUCGGCACUGCUCCAUCCACUUUGCUGUAUCGGGGCCCAGGCUGGACACCUCCAACAUCAACAUUACCCAAAACAACGACGAACCCCUUCCCCCGUGCCAAGCUGUGAGUUCUCAACGCUCUGUGCAGCCAGUCCGGGGAGACAUCAAACAUGUUGUAGCAAUAUGCAUACGAUCCCUCAUU